Molecule: messenger RNA, 1425 nt
Organism: Oppiella nova
Lineage: Eukaryota; Metazoa; Arthropoda; Arachnida; Sarcoptiformes; Oppiidae
Source: the annotation of a GenBank genome assembly
CGCGAUGAGAACCGAUACCUCGUGUCCACAGCCAAUGACGGCUGCGUCUGCUUCUGGCGCUACAACGCGACCACCGAUGAGUUCCAGACGCAGCCCAAGAAGUUCGUUGAGCGCCACAAACCCGGCUCACAGUUGGUGUGCUCGAGCUUCUCCUGUGGCGGCGUCUUCUUAGCCGUUGGAUCCACUGAUAACUACCUCCGGGUCUAUCACAUCACAGCGCCGGCCGGUCCCACGAAGAUCCUGGAGAUCGAGCAGCACUCGGAUCACGUGGAUUCGCUGCAGUUCAGUAACUUGAGUACGAGGUUUGUCAGCGGUUCCAAGGAUGGCGUCGCCCACAUCUGGUACUUCGAGCGCCAGCACUGGCAUAACAUACCGUUGAAGAUGUCUGAGCGCCUGCCAAACGCCACGGCACCGGCCAAUGACACGGAGGUUGCCCGCAAAGUGAGGGUAUCGAUGGUCGGCUGGACCUGCGAUGAUGUCCACGUGAUCACCAGUUUGAGCGAUCACUCGCUGAAGGUGUGGUACUCACAGACGGGUCAACUGAGACAUGUCCUCUACGGUCACGAGGACGAGGUGUUUGUGAUUGAAGCGCACCCUAAGGACAGUCGGCUGUUCCUGAGCGGCGGACACGACGGCGCUAUCAUAUUAUGGGAUGUGCUCACAGGGAAUGCCAUAAAAAGCUUCUACAACUCGAUCGAUGGUCAGGGUCAUGGGGCUGUGUUUGACUGCAAGUUCUCACCGGACGGCCUAAUGUUCGCGUCGACCGACUCUCACGGGCACCUGUCGUUGUUCGGUGUCAUGUCCCACAAACCCUACGACAAAGUGCCCGAUCAGGUGUUCUUCCACACCGACUAUCGGCCAGUCAUUCGAGAUAACAAUCACUACGCCAUCGACGAGCAGACCCAAUGCGCGCCACACCUCAUGCCACCGCCCUUUCUGGUCGACAUCGAUGGUAACCCUUAUCCACCCAAUUAUCAACGCCUAGUUCCCGGCCGUGAGAGCUGUUCCGAUUCACAACUCGUGCCGUAUGUGGCCGUACAUAACGCCAAUGGGAAUGACGUGGCCGAAGUGUUAGCACCGGUAGAAAUUCCAGGCUCUCAACCACAACCCUCAUCGCCCCAACCCCUUGCAGUCCGGCCCACAAUCGACGAUAUGAUACAACGGCUACAGCGAGAGCAGCGCCGACUUACUCACGAACACGACUACACCGCACAGCCACCGCCCGGGUAUCACGACCCGCGAGUUGGCACUGGUUUUGGUGCCGGCGCUGACGCUCACAAUCAGUCGCCCCAACGGGCCCGACACGCCUCUGGCCAGCGAACAGCAGGUUCCCGACGCACGGGUUCUGUAGAGGGUGUCCGACAGCCGGCAAACUUCAUGUCCCGCGACCGCGAACUCAACCAAAUGGUUCCCGUGUGGGCCAAG